CGUCUGCUCAGUGAGUCCCAGCCCUGCAGGCUGCGCGAAGAAGACACAGCGAGCGGGGCGCAGCGAAAGGAGGCGAGCGGCGUCGGAGAGCGCGGCGGCGUUCAUGGUCUUUCUGUGGAUGAGCUCUCUGCUACAGUCCGCCCUUUUCAGAGAUGAGAUUCUGGAGCAGCUGAAAAUGGCAAACUCUGAGACUUCGUAUGACCAGCUGGUCCACCAGGUGGAGGCGCUAAGGAAGGAGAACUCGCACCUGCGCCGGGAACUGGAAGACAACACCCACCACCUGACCAAGCUGGAGACAGAGACGUCAGACAUGAAGGAGGUCUUAAAGCAACUGCAGGGCAAACUGGAGCAGGAGGCUCGGAGCCUGGCGUCUUCGGGCAGGGCUGAUGUGCUGGAGCAGCUGAAAGAGCUGCACAUGGACCUGACAGCUUACUAUGAGCUCAAAUGCCAGCCUCACAACCUGCGGUGCAACAAAGGAGCCACCAUUUCAAGUGAGUCCCUGUUGAGGGAUGUGACAUUCAGAGGAGGAGGAGGAGAAGGAGAAGGCAGCCCCCCAUACCCCGCGAGUAGGCAGCCCUCUUCAGUGUUGGGAGAAGGUGGUGCCCUGCAUGCCGGGACCCCUCAGGUGCUAGAAGGCACUGCACACAAGAGCGGGACUUCAGGAGAGGACUGCGUGACAGCCCAGCAUCUCGAAGAGCUGGAAAAGGAGAGGAUUCUGCUUCUCCGGGAGAUUGAGAAGGAGGAGAAGGAGCGGCACUGGUACUACAGUCAGCUGCAGGGCCUGUCAAGGAGACUCGCCGAGCUGCCACACAUUGACACGUUCUCCAUGCAGAUGGACCUGAUCAGACAGCAGCUCGAGUUUGAGGCCAAUCAGCUGCGCUCGGUGAUGGAGGAACGCUUUGGCACCAGUGAUGAGAUGGUUCAGCGUACUCAGAUCCGAGCUGCUCGGCUGGAGCAACUGGAGAAGGAGAUGCAGGACGUGCAGGAGAAGAUGCAGCACUCAGAUGGACAGGCCUUUGGAAGUACCAAGCUGCUUGCACCCGAGUUGGAGAACACAUCAAAUAAUCCCACUGGGCCAGAAGUGACCAGCGAAUCGGGUAACAAGGUGGAGAUGGUCUUCUGGCUGUUGUCCAUGUUGGCCACACGGGACCGGGAGGAAAUGUCACGCACCCUCUUGGCCAUGUCCAGCUCCCAGGAGAGCUGCCUGGCGAUGCGCAAAUCUGGCUGUAUGCCCCUGCUGGUGCAGAUCCUGCAUGAUGGCCCGGCCGGAGGGGAGGCGGCUGGGAGGUGCACUCGAGAGUCCCGCACUCGGGCGAGUGCGGCCCUCCAUAACAUCGUUUACUCUCAGCCAGAUGAAGGCCAGGCCCGGAGAGAGAUGAGGGUCCUGCACAUUCUUGAGCAGAUCCGGGCGCACUGUGAGAGUGGAUGGGACUGGCUGGAGGGUCAGCACAAGGGCACUACAGACCCCCCAGACCCGAUUGAGCCCCAGAUCUGCCAGGCCAUGUGUGCCAUCAUGAAGCUGUCCUUUGAGGAGGAAUAUCGAAGGGCCAUGAACGAGCUGGGUGGCCUGCAGGCGGUGGCUGAACUCCUAGAGCUGGACCACGAGAUGCACAGCCUGAACAACGACCCCCUGAAUGUGGCUCUGCGCCGCUAUGCUGGCAUGGCCCUCACCAACCUCACCUUUGGAGACGUGGUAAACAAGGCCACUUUGUGCUCAAAGAAAAGCUGCCUGCAAGCAGUUGUGGCCCAGCUGGCUUCAGACAGUGAAGAGCUUCAUCAGGUCGUCUCCAGCAUACUGAGGAACCUGUCAUGGCGAGCAGAUAUCAACAGUAAAAAGAUUCUACGGGACGUGGGCUGUGUCAGUGGACUGAUGACCUGCGUGCUAAGAGCCAGCAAGGAGUCAACGCUGAAGAGCCUCCUCAGUGCUCUCUGGAACCUCUCUGCUCACAGCACCGAAAACAAAGUCGCCAUUUGCUCAGUGGAGGGGGCGCUGGCCUUUUUGGUCAGCACUUUGACGUACAAAUGCCAGAGUAACUCGCUGGCCAUCAUCGAGAGCGGUGGAGGAAUCCUGCGUAAUGUCUCCAGCCUGGUGGCCACCCGUGAAGAUUAUCGCCAAAUCCUCAGAGAUCACAACUGCCUUCAGACGUUACUUCAGCACCUCAGGUCCCACAGCCUCACCAUUGUUAGCAACGCCUGUGGUACUUUGUGGAACCUCUCGGCACGAAGCCCCCAAGAUCAAGAGCUUCUGUGGGACAUGGGAGCAGUCAGCAUGCUGCGCAACCUGAUUAACUCAAAGCACAAAAUGAUUGCAAUGGGCAGUGCGGCUGCUCUGCGCAAUCUCCUCACCAACCGGCCGCUCAAGUACAAAGACGCCGCGGUCAUCUCCCCAGGGUCCUGUAUGCCCUCACUCUACAUGAGAAAGCAGAAAGCUCUGGAAGCUGAGCUUGAUGCCAAAAACCUAAGCGAGACUUUCGACACCAUAGACAAGCAGCAGAGCCCCAAACUCACCAGCAUCAACAAACCCCUGCGGCACAUUGAGAAUCUGGCCAAGGACUACGCCUCUGACUCCGGUUGCUUUGAUGAUGACGAAGCCCCCAACAUCUCUUCUGGUUUGGACACAGGUGGCUUCUCGGUGCUGUCUAUGUACAUGAACUCUUCCAACUUCCUGCAGAUGCAACCUCGUAGGAAAGAAGGGGAGUUUGAGAGAGACCUUGACUCCAGACCAGAGGAAGGGAAAAAGCUUCAGCCCUCUGAUGAUGAGGUGUCUCAGGCGGCCGAGCAGUUGGCUAAGAAGAUCACAAAAACGGUGGCCAAGAUUGAUAAGCUGGUAGAGGACAUCUCUACACUGAACACAUCAUCCGAGGAUAGCUUCAGCUUGAGUUCAGAGGACCACUUCAUGGACUGGCACUAUGGCUCGGAUGACCUUCACGAAGCUCGAGCCAAAUCAUGCUCUCCAUGUCGCUUGUCGGACACCAGCAGUUUUGCCCGCAGGGAGCGACUCAGCAAAGCCCAUGCCCUGCUGCGCCUGAAGACCGCCUAUACCAGCCUGUCCACAGACAGUCUGAACAGUGGCAGCACAAGUGAUGGGUAUUCCGGCGGCAAGGAACAGGUCAGACCCUCAGCUAGAUCUGCCGCCAUCCAGAGGCGACCCAACAGGUUGGAGCUGAAGGUGGCUCAGCAGGGUUACACGGAUAAAGAACCUUGUCCAUCUCGAGUGGAACAAGUCCAAGCAGAAGAACAACAAAGGGCAACAGAAAGGAAAGACAGGAAGUCUUUGUCUAAUCAGUCCAGUACAGACUUAGAGGAAAAAUGCCAAGAACCUCCACCGCCCACGCCGGCGACGGACACAUCAAAAAUCUCUUCUGAGGCUAGCGUACCUACCAUCAAGCUGUCUCCAUCUUACCAGUACGUCCCCUUGAUACAGAGCAUGUCCAAGUAUUCCGUUGCUCGACAGCCAGUCAGUCCACAAGCUCCACCAGGAGGGCGGCGUCAUGCCUGGCUACCCACUGUCACCAACAGCACAAUCUUAAGUAAGCUCUCUCCAAUGGGUUCCAUUCAUGGUACACCUCUAACUCAGAUGGAGACUUUGCAGAAGUACUCUGUAGAAAAUACUCCCAUCUGCUUUUCACGUUGUAGCUCCCUGUCUUCUCUGUCUUCUGGAGACGGGGCAAUUGACGGGCAGAGUCAAAGUGACAAUGAGUUGGACAGUGAUUCUUCCCUGGAGAUCAUAGAAGUGGAGGAAUGUGAAGCUGACAAGACAGAGGACAACCAUCUGGAGACUCCCGGAGAGGAAAGUUUCAGUGAUAAUCAGCAGAACCAAUUUAAAGGUAGCAGCAACUCCUCCACAUCACCGGCCUCCCAGCCCAUCGAAAUCCCUUCAUCUACAAAACGUGAGAAAGUCUUCUUAAGAGAGACUUCACCAGGCCGACAGGACGACCUGACUCCAUCGAGUUCUUCCGAGAAUUACAUUCAUGAAACGCCACUGAUGAUGAGUCGUUGCAGCUCAGUCAGUUCGCUGGGGAGUUUCGAAUCGCCAUCCAUCGCUAGUUCUGUCCAAAGCGAUCCCUGCAGCGAGAUGAUCAGUGGCACCAUUAGCCCCAGUGACCUCCCCGACAGCCCCGGGCAAACCAUGCCCCCCAGUCGCAGCAAGACGCCCUGCUGCAUGGACACCAGUGGGCCCGAGAGGGAAAGCGCUGGUCAGUGGGAAUGUAAUUUUCGGAAAUUUCUGGAGAUUGCCGAUUUCAAGGAACGUUUUAACUUCCCUCCCGAUUUGGACACAAUGAUUUACUUUACUGUGGAGAAGCCAACCGAGAACUUUUCAUGCGCUUCUAGCCUUAGUGCCUUGCCGCUCCAUGAACAUUACAUCCAGAAGGAUGUUGAGCUGAAGCUGAUGCCGCUCUUCCACGAGAAAGACAGUCUAAACUUUGGCCUUGAGAACAGGGAUAGUGAGGAAGCUGGAGAAGGACGGGCCAUUUUUGGACUUGAAAAGUCAGCAGAACGAGGCGGCGAGGGCAAUUCCGAUGAUGACAUCGAAAUCCUGAAGGAAUGCAUUAACUCGGCGAUGCCCUCAAAGUUCAAGAAGGUCAAGACUUCGCUCAUGUCCAGUUUAUCAGCCCAAGUCCUCCACAACCAAGCCCGCAAGUCCAUGCAAAUGCCCGUUUACAUGCUUCUGCCCACCCACACCAUGCAAGUCUCCGGAGCAAAGAACGGCAGGCCAGAAAAAGAAUUUUUCCAAGACGACUCCUCGUUUACGGAUUCAGCCGACUUAACUCCCGUCAACUUCUCUAGUGCGGCAUCCUUGAGUGACGAGACACUGCACUACUCGGUUAAGGAUGACUUCAAGUCCAAGCGGAAAGGAAGACAAGACUUCCUGUUGCCAGGGCAGAAAGGUAUGCAAGAAGCCCUCUCCUACCCUCACUUCCUCAAAAGUGCCAAUGCGGCUGGCUCUACCGAUGUGGUAGCUCAGCAGGGGAAGAUGGUCGGUAGAAAGGGGAACGCCACUCGAGGAACGUAUCCCCAGGCUAAAGAUGGUCCCAGUGUGUCUUCCCUGAGCAGAGACCGUUCUCCCGCACAAUCCUCCCAGGCUCAAACUCAAGCUCAACCCAAGGAUUUGCACAAGUUGAACUUGCCAAUUAUCAAACCGAAAAGCACCCUGGUGGAGAAGCAACACAACGACCAGAGCAAUCUGGCCUUUCCAUCGUUUUGUCACACCACACCGACAGAGGAGGCAGUAUACUGCUUCUACGAUACCGAGUUGAUGGGUCCUGAAAUCUCCGAAAGCAGUAAGAAGCCAACCAAAGAGGCAAGCCGAGUGGUGCCAACUAAGCCUGGUGCGUGUGUUAAAACUCAGGGCUUCACUUGGCACAAAGGUGUUUCUGGAAGGGUGCCACAUACAAACAUUAUGGACGAGACUCCUCCCUGCUAUUCCCUCAGCUCUUCCUUAAGUUCCCUCAGCGAUAUGGAUCUGGAUGAACAACAUGGAAAAAUCCCUCAGAUAUGGAGUAAAUACAAGCAUCAGCAUCAGGGGGCUCCAAAGGUGCCAACGGGCCGCACCCAAAAUGAUGAUGAAGAAGACAGCUCUCUGAGCUCAGUCAGUCUGGACUCAGAAGAUGACCUUCUGCACAAGUGUAUCACCUCAGCCAUGCCCAAGCAGAACUGGCUGCAUUUGGGCAGGAGAAAGAAAAAUGGGCGGAAGGAGAAGUCGGGAAAGACAUCAGGGAACAUUCUAGAGGACUGGGGCUCACCCAAAGACAACAGUGGUGAGGGUGAAUCGGACAAAGACUCGGAUCUUAACAGCAUGGAAUGGCAGGCCAUCCAGGAAGGUGCCAACUCGGUCGUGACCAGACUUAAGGCUGCCUCACAUGGCAAAGAACCCGACUCUGACGUGGACUCAGUCCUCUCCUUUAUAUCUGGACUGUCCAUGGGCUCCACGCUACAGAUGACACGUGAAAAAAGAGAGGGGAGGCAGGAAGAGAAAGAAAGAAAGGAACGCAGUAAAAUCUUGAAAAAGACGGAAAGCAGAGACUCCCGCAAGCCGCUAGAUUUUGUCCAGCGCAAGCCCGUACCGAACCUACCCGUAGUGUUCAGGGGUAGAACCGUGAUUUAUAUGCCCAACAUGAAGAAGACCGCCGAUGCUUCACCAAGAACUGACCCCAAGAAAACCUCACCCAAGACAGAGACCCCCAUGAAAAAUCCAAGCCUGGCCCAGCAAAGGUCACGAAGCCUCCACCGACUUGGGCAACCCCAUGAGAAGAGUGAGUUAAGUUUGCCAAAACGCAGUUCCACUCCUCCUGCCAGGAUGUCGAAAGUCAGCUCCUCUGGGUCCUCCCGAAAUUCCACCCCGUCCAGGCAUCCGCAAAAAAAACUGACCUCGCCCUCGCCCUCGCUGGAGAGUAAGCCAAGUAAAACCACGCCAAGCCCAGUGGAGCGAAAAACAAACGGCACGGCCCCUUGUUCCUCUCCCAAGACGACUGCUGGCACAAAGUCUCCAGCUCACAAGAAAACCCAGAAAUCUCCGGUCCGCAUCCCGUUUAUGCAGGUCAAGCAGAGCUCGCAAACCAAAGUGAUUUCCCCCUUUGCAGGCAACCAGACGGGCUGCGGCCCCAAGCAGACCCCCCAGGUGACUGCCAAAAGGGGGCUCAAUGCCAGCAGGGUGGAGCUAGUCCGAAUGUCCACGGCCCGUGACUCGGAGCGCUCUGGUUUCCUCCGACAGCUGACAUUCAUCAAGGAGUCUCCAAGCCUAAUACGGCAAAGAGCCGCGAUGCCGUCUUCAAGGUCCGUUCCCACUUCCCAGUGUGCAUCGCCACGCAAAACCCAAAGUGGCACGCCAGCGGUGUUUCUUUGCUCCUCACGGUGCCAGGAUCUUAAACCCUUGAAAACGGCACAUCAAAGUAAAGCAAAGGAAGCAGAGAUUCCUAGGGGCAUGUCGGCUGAAAGGAACUCGGCCGUAACCCACCCGGCGAGGAGAACCAACUCGGAGAGUCCUUCGAGGAUCAUCCAGAAGAAACCCACUGGAACCUGGCAGAAGGACAAGCAGACCUUUAAGAGGCACUCUUCAUCGCCUCACAUUGACACGCUGAAGAGAGCCAGCAGCCCCUGCUCUGUGGUGUCCUCCUCCUCUUCAUCAGAAUCCAGCGGCAAGAUGAAAAGCAUGCGGGACGGCACCCCGGCUGGAAAAAUCCAGAAACCGCCACAGGUCUACUCUCAUCCCAGUAGCAAAGUGACCUGGAGAAGGAUCAAAGACGAGGACGUGCCCCACAUUCUAAAAAGCACUCUCCCGUCGACAGCUUUGCCUCUGGCACCUUCUCCCACUGAUGGGCACAGGCAGCUGCCCCCGACUAUCCAGAAGCACGCCACCUUCGUACACCCCCCGAGGAAGACGAGCGAUGCCACGGUGCAAACGGAGGAUUUCUCCACCACACGGAUCAACUCGAGCACCUCGCCCAACAUCGAGAGGGUGCCGAUAUUCGGGGAGACGGCGGCAAAGUGCUCCCUGUACAGGAAGAUCAGCGUGGCACGCGGUGACGGCUUGCUGGUACCCGAUGUCAACUCGGGGGACAAGGCUGUUUCCUUUAAAGGCUGCUCCGGGGAGGCUCCAGCAGCUGGCAUGGGCUUGUUCCGGCAAAGUUCUCCCAGCAGGGCUGUCCGAGUCACCCCCUUCAACUACAUUCCCAGCCCCAUGGCGUGCGGCUCUCAGAAUGCCCAAGCGCAAGCACUGACCCUCAACGAGAAACCAGCGGAGAAACUGGAAGCCUAAGUGGAUUACCAAACCCGAGGAAACAAAAGCCAAUGCACGCGUGUGCCCAUCUCACCCCUUUGCGGGGGUUUAACUGUGGACUUCAGUAGAAUCCGUUGCCUCUGGAAGGAUGACUUUCGGGGGCCUAGUCCUCCACGAAGCCAUUUCAAGUGAACCGUUCCCGAUUUUUAGGCUGACUGCUGGUGCUCCCCUAUGGCCGAGACAGACAUUUCAACGGGAAGGGUGUGCCAGGGCAACGAGAGCCGACUGAACGUCUUGUUACUUAACAGUUUCAGGUGCACCUUUUUGUGCGUUUUUUUUUAUCGCUUGUAAAUAUAAACUUUCCCGAUGAACGGUUCCGUCGGGUCCAUUUACUGUCGAAAUCAGAAGCAUUCCGCUUUGGAUACUGAACUGGGAAUGCUUUAGAAACUCGCCAAACGAUCAAAAGUGUUGCUCGAGUGACACCUCCUUCCUGCCACGAUGACGUGGGACCGCCAAAAGGCAGCACUGCGAAAGGGCCUCAGCUACCAAUCACAACGCACCAUUUCCACUUGACUUGAACCCACAAGCCCCAUGUAGCGGGGAGGCCUUCUGACUGUUAUCUCGGCUUCACCUGCUCACUCAAGUACUCGACCCCUCUUGUGUGUGUCCCCAGGUUUCCGGUGGGAAGGGACAAUUUAAUAAAAAAAAAAUGCAAAUGACUCAAAGACAUUGGGGUGCUAGAAGUGCUGCUGCCUCUUCGGACCACCAGGAUCCAAUCUGAUUCCUGCUAGCUGAGCUCUCUUUAGGGGACGAUAAUCGCUGCUCUUGUGCAUCGUAGUACAAAAUUAUAUAAUGGAGCGCGAUAAUGGCCACUGGGCAGAGUCUGCCACUCUUUAUUUGAUAUGGCACCUUCUGUAGCAGACGCCUUGCCACGGUGAGCCCAUUGGUAGGAUCUGAACUGAGUGUCGGCCAAUCGGCCAUACCCCUGGCACAACAUAUCCAUGUCACAUUUUCUCUUAUUUGUUGAGAUCACGCAUUUUGUUACUUGCUCCUCCUGGUGGUCUGUAGGAUAAAGCGGCAGGUCUACAGUGGGCAACGUAUGUUCUUCAUCUGGUCUAGAAAUUUCUUUCUCUGUUGUCAUGUAAGUAGAGUACACGGUGUGCAUCCACGAUUAUGUAACAAGUUGUACCGACUCACUAGAUGUGUAACGUAUCGACUUUUAUUCACCAAAUGCAUCUCUUUUGCUUUAAAUUCAACUAUGCUACAACAGA
Messenger RNA from Erpetoichthys calabaricus (reedfish), 8988 nucleotides. It is a transcript of the gene apc2, whose product is annotated as APC regulator of WNT signaling pathway 2. The transcript has 15 exons. Gene Ontology annotation, biological process: regulation of cell differentiation; nervous system development; negative regulation of microtubule depolymerization. The record is from RefSeq and is a predicted model, not a curated record. Bases 104 to 7756 code for a protein of 2550 amino acids. Lineage: Eukaryota; Metazoa; Chordata; Cladistia; Polypteriformes; Polypteridae. Gene Ontology annotation, cellular component: cytoplasmic microtubule; beta-catenin destruction complex; catenin complex. Gene Ontology annotation, molecular function: gamma-catenin binding; beta-catenin binding; microtubule binding.